Messenger RNA from Recurvomyces mirabilis, 3993 nucleotides. RefSeq lists its product as uncharacterized. Gene Ontology annotation, molecular function: RNA-directed RNA polymerase activity. NCBI's taxonomy places the organism in Eukaryota, Fungi, Ascomycota, Dothideomycetes, Mycosphaerellales, Teratosphaeriaceae. Gene Ontology annotation, cellular component: nuclear RNA-directed RNA polymerase complex. The record is from RefSeq and is a predicted model, not a curated record. The transcript has a single exon. Gene Ontology annotation, biological process: siRNA processing. Bases 1 to 3993 code for a protein of 1330 amino acids.
AUGGCUGCAAGUACUACGACAUCUGGCACGCUGGCCGGAAGCUUAUCUGCGACGGCCACUGCCAUGCGAUCACCCGAAACUCCAAGCAAAUCGGGAAGGAACGAUGUUCGCGAAUAUUUGAACACUUUCUGCCGGCAUUUCGACGUUACAUUGCCUCUUGAUGAGACAGCUUCACCUAGCACAAGAGCCAAUACAGCCCGCCAUGCCCUGCUUAAUAAAGUCCGACCGCUGUACUGGCGACAGAAGGAUGCUUUGGAUUUGGCUGUUGCUGAGCUGCUUGCGAGACGGCCGCAAGUCAAGCACUUGCCAGAUAGAUUGGAUAUUCUCAAUGCUCGACUUGCUGAACUCAUGACUACAUUCCCUGGUACUCCUCGAACUCGCAGGACGUCGCGGAGCAAGUUGAAGAUUUAUGCGAACGUGCCUGCCUUUGAUGCUGGAUCCGAAACUGACGAGCCAAAGUCACCGACACUCGCGGUGAAGCAUGCCCCACCUACUUCUGCUGCAAUCGACAUUGAUAUUCCACCUCUUGGUGAAGCAUUACCGCGCCCAAUCCGAUCGGCAGCAACUUCUUUCGACUCGGCUACGGCCAUGACAAGAUCUUUCAUGACGUCCUCUACGGACCUAUCCAGGACGUCAACCAACACAGCGGCCACAUCGUUCUACGACGAGACUUCCGCUACACAACAUACGGAUUACAUGCAAUCCUCCUUGGGCAUGCCGGAUGAGCAAGCUCCUGUCACCCCAGAAACACAGAAGAAGAAGAUUCAGCGUUACCAGCUUCGUGACAUGCCAACCCACGGGUUAGGACAAAUCGUGAUGCCGGAAAAGCUGCUUCGUCUGCCGAUGGAUCUGCGCUGCGAAGCUUAUCGCAUCAUGAGCCGAUUCGAUCAUACAGGAGUAAGUUUGGAAACGAAGCUUCUACCGUACUUGAGCACCGACGUAAGGUUGAACCAUCUACACGAAGUUGUUGACGACCUCGACACCAACGGGACGUUUGUUCGAGGCCGACGAACAGACUUCAGCAACGCCACCCUGUCCGCUUGCCUACACUUUAACAAAACCAAAGACAUGAAUCCCUUCUUUAGGUUUGAACUGAAAGUGCCGCAGAUGGCAGGCACGACGAGCUAUCAACGUGAGUAUGGUGGCCAUCGUAUCUUGACGGUAGAUCUAGCGGACUUCAAGAAACCACCGACGGGAUAUGACCGUGAAGCCGUCAAGGACCAGUUUCUUCAGCUCGUCUCCAAGCCGCAGGUCAUCCUCGGCAUCACGUGGGAGAUUUUUCUCGUUCAAGACAAGAAGCGCAAACGUGGGAGUGCUACGAAUGGCGACGAUCUGGGAAACCUUCAAGCUCAUUUCUUUGCGGUCAGUGGUCCCGGCAUCUCCCACAUCAGCAUACAAGAGUUUUUGCAGUGGUUCUUGCCCUAUCGUGAGAAUGCUGAGCAAUCAGUUUGCAAGGCAUACUCAAGACUUGACUUGGGUGCUUCUAGGUCAACCCCUACCAUCGGCUUUGAGCCAAAACAGAUCGUGUACCUUGCUGCGGACAAGACCGCUACCAAAGACCUUGAGCCUAAUACUUUCAUGGACGGUUCCGACCCGCAUGCAACGCGUUUCGAGGCGCAUGUUGUCAUGAGUGAUGGCGCUUCUUCUAUAGCAGAGGACCUGAUGGAAAAGAUCCGCAAUCUACUUGGCCUCCGGGAAACACCUUCUGUCUUCCAGGCCAGAUUCUGCGGCAGCAAAGGCCUUUGGAUAUGCGAUUCUCGCCUUCCGAAGGGAACCAUUCAAAUCAACAAAAGUCAAAGCAAAGUUAAGCAUACACUUGACACGACGACAAGCCGUGAGCACUUGACUUUCAAUGUUAUAAAUUGGAGUCGACCUACUGGCUCGUCCUUCCUCUAUCCGAGCUUUAUCCCUAUCCUCAUGGAUCGAGGUGUCCCGGCCGAUGUUCUGCUGGCCUUUGCAAAGCGAGCUACAGAGACCGGCACCGCGAAGUUCUUAGAUGCAUUGCAGGAUCCUAUACAGCUACAUCGAUGGGUGCACGAGGAGAGGGGGCUAGCAGCGCAGCGUAGCGCUAGCAAUAGAAUCUGGGAGCUUGCCGACUUUCCAACGCAACCAGCCGAGAGGAUAUGCAGGAUGCUCGAGUCAGGCUUUGACCCGCUACGAUGUGAUGUCCUCGCGAUGCAAACGCACAAGCUGGGGCGGAACGUGUUUAGCGCCAAGGCGAAGCGCUUCACAAUACAUCUCAAUGCUUCUACUCUCCUCAUGGGUAUUCCGGAUCCGUACGGGGUGCUCGAGCCUGGACAGGUGCAUAUGAGCUUCUCGACGCCACUCAAGGAUGAUGUUUCUGGGAAAAUCUGGUCUCGAGUCUUAGGGCAGCUACUGAUUGCUCGACAUCCAGGGAUGGGACCUUGGGACGUACAGAAGCUAGAAGCAGUUGACCAUCACGCUUUGUCACAUCUGCACGAUGUGAUCGUCUUCUCGACGAAGGGUCCACGUCCAGCUGCUGGGAAGUUAUCGGGUGGCGAUUACGACGGUGAUAUGUUCUGGACGACGUGGGUAUCUGAGCUUACCGAGCCGUUCUGGAAUGCACCUGCACCUUGGGAUCUGCCCGCGCCUUCGGACCUUGGCAUCAUACAAGACACAAGGACCAUACAUGACUUGGCUGGUAUAGAAGCACAUCGGAAAGGAGCGUGGACCGAACAAGCUGCGAGAGCCUUCAUCCGAAACGGCAUUGGCCACAGGAUGAAAUGGAGUGCGCUCGGCGAGAUCACGAACAAGCAUUCGGCCGUAACACACAAAGAUGGUACCCUCUCGUCGCCGAAGGCACUUAUACUUGUGGCCCUGCAUGAUGUGUAUAUUGAUGCUGACAAACAAGGCUACGAUUUCCCGAGAGAAGCCUGGCAGGAGUUCCAACGAAAGCAUGGACUUCUCGACCGUGACUAUCCCACACCUCCCUAUCGUGAGUACAUGAGCCAGGAUACCAGCGAGGAAGCUAUGUCAGAACUUGCGACCCGUUACACCAGUCCGAAGAAUAUUCUAGAUCGCAUAUGCUUUACGGUUGCACAGCCGAUUGUUGACGCUGCGCUGGCUCAGGCUAAGCACUUGACUCAGGCAGCAGUCUCACUGGACACUGACUUGGCCGCUCGGUUCAACAUGAUGUUGGGCGAGGGUGAUGGGAGCUACAUACGGCAAGCGGCUCAGGCUUUGCUCGAACAGCUCAAGGACGUGAACACGGCAUGGAACGAAGGUAUGGCAAGGUAUCAACGAAAGGAUACGAACCCGGGAGUUUGGCAAGACGCUGUCAGUACAUGUCGUGAUAUCUUCACUGCUAUCAUGCCCGUUGAUCCGCAGAAUCCAACAGCGAACGAAUGGCUGCGAGCGUACGGUCACACACCCUCGCCGUGGAAUCUGCUAAAGGCUUCUGCUUUGGCAGGCACGUAUGCCAAGAAUCAAGGCAAGAUGAUGUUCACCGUGGCUGGUAGUGAACUGUGUCUCCUCAAAGUCGAGAGUAUGGGUAUUUAUCGAGCGAUGUCGCUGGCAUUUUAUAUGCAGUCGAAGCCAGUUACACACCGCACUAGAGCCAAUAUGUUGCGAGCUGAUCAGACUUACUCCGACGAUGCUGACGAUGAGAUCGAGGAGGCCAUGCUUGAUGCACCAGGAUCAUCGGAUGAGCCAGUUCACAAAUCGGUACCCUCUCUACCUGGGGGGAAAAAGAGAGCCUCGAGUUCUGACCCAGCACACCGAGAGACUGUGCCAAAACGCCAUCAGCCUGAGCUUCGUACGCCUAUGUCUGCACCACAGAAUCGCACGUACCAGAUCAAAGUCGACCGUGGUCCUAGGAGAGCUACUACGACUGGAGAUAGCUCGAACGGACAAGAUCUUGAGGCGAAGAUUACCAGCGAUCGAGACAACUGCGGCUUCAUCUUUAGCACACCUCUCGAUGGCAUCGAGCUACCCAAGGGCCAGCAUCCACAAAUGUAUCGGUCAAAUUUGUGA